Molecule: messenger RNA, 1199 nt
Organism: Phragmites australis (common reed)
Lineage: Eukaryota; Viridiplantae; Streptophyta; Magnoliopsida; Poales; Poaceae
Product: vesicle-associated protein 1-2-like
Exons: 8
Coding region: 123-857 (244 amino acids)
Biological process (GO): endoplasmic reticulum membrane organization
Cellular component (GO): endoplasmic reticulum membrane; plasma membrane
Source: RefSeq, a predicted model, not a curated record
CAAACUCUUUUCUUGCCCCGUCACACCGCUACCCCUUCCAUUCGCUCUCCUCACCCACCGCCCCGAGAUCUUCCCCUUCUCGCUCCUCGCCCCCUUUCUCUCUCCAUUUCUUUGAUCCGGCAAUGGCCGCCACCGCUCCAGCCACCGCCGGCGAGCUCCUCCGCAUCGACCCCCUGGAGCUCCGCUUCCCCUUUGAGCUGAAGAAGCAGAUCUCGUGCUCCAUGCAGCUGUCGAAUCUCAGCGACGACUACAUCGCAUUCAAGGUGAAAACUACAAGCCCAAAGAAGUAUUCGGUGCGGCCCAACACAGGGGUUGUCUUGCCACGGUCUACUUGUGAUGUUGUUGUGACAAUGCAAGCACAGAGGGAGGCCCCGGCUGACAUGCAGUGCAAAGAUAAGUUCCUAGUCCAGAGCGUCGUUGCACCCCCUGGUAUAACUGUGAAGGAUGUCACAGGAGAUAUGUUUACAAAAGAGUCUGGGAGUAAGAUGGAAGAGGUCAAGUUGCGAGUGACCUAUGUUGCUCCUCCACAGCCACCUUCUCCGGUGCCGGAGGAAUCAGAAGAAGGUUCGCCAUCUAGGGUUUCUGAAUCAGAAAACGGAGAUGGUUCUGCUGGCGGAUUCACCAGAGCACUGAGAGAACGCAUUGAGCCACAAGAAAAAUCUUUCGAGGCUGGAGCUUUGAUUUCCAAGUUGACCGAAGAAAAGAACUCUGCAAUUCAACAGAAUCAUAGACUUAGACAGGAACUUGAUUUGGUGAGACGGGAAAUCAGCAAGAGGCGCGGAAGAGGGUUCUCCUUCAUAGUUGUUAUAAUUGUUGCUUUCAUCGGCAUCUUCCUGGGCUAUUUGAUGAAGUCAUAAUUCUUUCAGUCUGUUUCCUUUGGCCAUAUCAAAGGCAACUGGACUUCAUUCUUGCAAGUUAUGUUUGGGGAUUCAGAAAAGACCAUCCAUAUCAGAUGUCGUGAAGUUCUCAUUUCUGUUUUGUCAAUAUAGGAGUUUGUGAGAAAUGAUGAGCCAGUUUAAGCUUUUUUCUUUUGUUAAUUUCGUUGGGUGAGUCGUGCGCUUUGCUGAUGCUGUAACUUCAAAAACGCACUAGUUCUUUUUGUUCAGUGUCUUGUCGGUGCGAAAUUGUCUUGUAAUGUUACAUAUGUGCUGAGCAUGGUGCAGAAAUCUGGUUUGUGACAAAGUGAUCUACGGUUCCUA